Molecule: messenger RNA, 2189 nt
Organism: Exophiala mesophila
Lineage: Eukaryota; Fungi; Ascomycota; Eurotiomycetes; Chaetothyriales; Herpotrichiellaceae
Exons: 1
Coding region: 216-1283 (355 amino acids)
Cellular component (GO): catalytic step 2 spliceosome
Source: RefSeq, a predicted model, not a curated record
AGAAGAUUGAUUUCAACAGAGAUUUGCUUGCAUACAUUCUGUAGUAACCGGCCUGCAUCUGCUACCCCAGGAGAAGCCAUGGUGGACAUCUGAUUCUUCCUGAUCGAUAACAAAACAACUCUCGUUGAUUGAACGGGCAAGCUAAUGUUCUAGCCCACGAGCCCUGUACACCAAGAUCCUUGAGAUCAUCAUUCGUUAACUUCAUCAGUCCCAAAAUGAUAUCUUCAGCAGUUGCCAUUCCUGAGCCUGCGCCCUCGUCCCCUCCUACACACCAUGAUCGAAACACCACAACUCUCAAAAGGCGUCAAUCAUCGAUAUCCGAGGCCUCGGACUCAAACAAGAGGCCUCGACUAACCAGCGAGUCCUCGCCCUCGACAUCGGCGCGCCAACAUGUAUCAUCUCCCACCGCGACAACGACAGCGACAUCGACACCGGCCAUGACGGCCGCAACUAUUUCCCCUCCGACACGGCAACGGUCCCUCAACACCGACGAAAAAUCCCGCAAUCGACGACUCUUUGGAUCAAUCCUAGGCACUCUGUCACAACCAGCUGGGCGCCGAAACAACGGACCGCGCAAACCCAGCGUGUCAGACGCAUCACCUGGCGUUUCUCCGUCUGACCGGAGAGCGGAGAUCGAGUCGCGCCAGCGGGAACGGCUACGGCGCGAGUCCGAGGAGAUCUCACUACAAGCGCGCAGGAAGAAAGAAGAACUGGAUCGCUCUCGCCGCGCGGAGCAAAGACUGUGGGAUGCCGAGGCAAUGGAGAUCCGGCAUCGUAAUAUGCGGGCUGCGGCAGGGUUUCUGAGGACCAACGUGGAGCCUCAGUUGUAUUAUCGGCCGUGGGAGAUGAGGGACGAAGAUACCAAGAGAGUGGAAAGACAAAAGACCGAGGUGGAGGACAUUAUUCGCAGCGAGAUUGAAAAAUGGGAGAACGACAAGGUGCGGGCUGACGGAGAAGAAAGAGAUGGUUCCAAUCCAACAGGGCAUGACCAAGGAAAUGGAACUCAGGCGGCAAACGACCAUGAUUCGUCUCACGGCUCAAUACAUGAACAGGGUGGUUCUGGGAACAAAUCCAACGGCAGUGCCAAGGUCGACGAGGUCGUGAGAGAAGAUCCCCCCGUGCCCUCUGAAAGCAAUGGGCAACACGAAUCAAGUGCAGUCGAUGCGAGUACAGGUUCACGGGUAGAUGGGACCGAUGACGCCAGACCACAACCAAGUCGAAAUGAGGAUGAGCAUGGCGGGGAAGAGCUCGAGCAGGGCCAGGAAGACGAUGUGAUAUACUAGAUCACAGCUCGAACCAAGAACAACUCGUCUGGACACAAGCGUCUGUGGCAUCGUUAGGCGAUGCAAGCUCUGAGAAUUGAAACAUGAUUUUUGUCCCCUGGUUCAUACCAGCGACCACUGGCGCUACUAGAGCAAUAAAUGCGUGGCCCAUUGCCAACUCAAAUCCUGCCACGAAUCGUCCACCUCAAAGGUCAAAUAUUCCGUGUGAGACUCGGAGCUCUGCAUUGUGUAUUCGAUUUCUUCUAGCCACUCGGCCCGGUCCAAUCUUUGUCUCUGGUAGUGUGCAGGAGAAUCGCCAAUUGGCCACUUCCCUUUGCGGGCCAUGUACAUCUCCAGCUUCACACACAAGCACUCCGGUGAUUUCUUGUCGUCUCUGACUUCCCAAGCUUCGUCUCGCAGGUUGGUGAAUGUGCCGGACAGUGUGACGGUUUGUAAGUUGCAUGCAUCCCGGAUUUCUCCAAACAGCUCCAUCACAGAAUCUUCUCCACUGGCGGAUAGGAUGUUUGGUAAGAUGGUGACAUCUUCAAGAUGGAGAUGAUGGAGGGUGGCAGAGUGGUUUCGGAGGAAGGCCAGCAGAGGCGAGAUUUCGGUGUUGAAGGAGCAAAAGGACACGUGUUUCAACGUCGGGAAUAUCAUGCCUGUUACGGCGUUUGAGAUUUUAUUCUGUGGAGGAGAUCGUGGAGAUCGUGGUUGUCGUGUUAAGGUCCCGAGGUGGAUUGAAAGAUGCUGCAACUUGGAGAAGAGCGACAGGUAAGUUACCAAUCGUUUCAGGUGUUGGGGUUGCAUAAGUUGGUCGCGGUCGAAGGAUUCGUUAUUGAGGCCCAGCUUCAAUUUCUGUGUCCUGGUCAUGCGCAGUUCUUGCUCGGUCUGAGUGAAGGGAUAAAGGAUGUCGCCCCAAGACAAGGG